CACAUCUUUCUAGCAGACUGACAGAGAGAGAGGUAGAGGGAAAGAGGGAGAGUAAGAGGUGUACAGACAGACAGAGUGAAAGUAGGGCAGCUGAAGGAAGAACAGAGAGAGAGACUACUUCUUGCUAUUCCACGAUUGCUGAGAGAGAUUUGACCAUGAAGCUCUUCUGCCUCUUGUUUCUGCUGGGUGUGUCUACAGUUCAGGCAGCUCAUCAGGACACCUCCAGGGUCUACCCCACCGUACCCUCGCAACUCAAGCCCCAGACGGAGCCUCCAGCCGAGGCCAAGUCCCGCUUUGCCAUGCUGGACGAUGUCCGUCUCCUUGCCAACGGCUUGCUCCAACUGGGUCAGAGCCUCAGGGAGUUUGUCCACAAGACCAAGGCCCAGAUCAACGACAUCUUUCAAAAACUCAACAUCUUUGACCGCUCUUUCUACCAGCUCUCUGUGGUCACCUCUGAGAUAAAGGAGGAAGAGGAGGAGCUGAAGAAGACCACCACAUUCCUCAAGGCCAACAACGAGGAGAUCCGGAACCUGUCUCUGGAGAUCAACUCCAAGAUCAACAGUAUCCUGCAAGAGAGGAGCCAGCUGCAGAGUAAAGUAGGAGGGCUGGAGGAGAAACUGAAGGGACUGUCGGAGAGCAUGAUACCCGCAGAGCAGCUCAACGAGAUCAAGUCACUCAAGGAUGUGAUUGAGGUUCAGGAGAGGACCAUCACGGACCUGCUGAAAGCUGUGAGGGAGCAGCACGAUCAGCUCAACCACCAAAAAACUAAGAUCAAGACUCUGGAGGAAAAGAUCAGCAUUGACAAUUUCCAGGACACAACUGACAAAGCAGCGGAUUCCAACUCGGAGACGCCAGACAUGUUUGAAUACCUGACAGGCAACUCCACUGGUCCGGACACAGACCUAUCCAUGGACUGCAGUGAUCUGUUCAACAGAGGAGAGCGAAACAGCGGGGUGUACUCUGUCAAGCCAAACCUAUCUGAGCCUUUCAACGUGUACUGUGAACUGACCUCAGAAGGAGGAUCAACAGUCAUCCAGAGCAGGGAGGACGGGUCUGUGGAUUUUGACCAGGCAUGGGAGAAGUACGAGAACGGAUUUGGGGAUCUGGAAAGAGAGUUCUGGCUGGGCCUGAGGAAGAUCCACAGCCUUGCUAGUCAGGGUGAAUCUAUCCUGCGUAUUGAGCUGGAGGACUGGAAGGAGGAGAGGAGGUCUGUAGAGUACCAGUUCACCCUGGAGGGACCCCAGGCCCACUACACCCUCCACCUCACCCACCUGUCUGGUGAUCUUCCCGACGCCAUGGGCAACCACAGUGGCAUGAUGUUCUCAACCAAGGACAGAGACAACGACAACCACCAGGACUCCAACUGUGCCAAAAACUACACAGGUGGCUGGUGGUUCAAUGCCUGUGGUGACACCAACCUGAACGGCAGGUACGUGUGGCUGAGGUCAAAGGGUCGUUCCAUGAGGAGGAAAGGAAUCCAGUGGAAACCUAUGGGGACCUCCUACUCCCUCAAGACCACCAAGAUCUCCAUACGACCCGUCUCACCCGCCCCCCUCACCUCAAGCCCCCCCUUAACCUCGUCCCCAACUACAUUACACCUCGUUGGUAUGGCAACAACAAAUACACCCCCUCUCGCCGUAACCUUCCACUUACCCACCCUCACAUUACACAUUGUUGGCAUGGUAGCAAAAGAUUGAGCAGUUGCUGACAGUAGAAAAAAAAAAAGUCAGCCGCCAAUAACAGCCAGCCAACAAAUUUGUAUGACAGAAAAUAAGCUGAUUCGUCAGAAUGAGGCAAUAGCAGUCAGCCGGUCAAUGACCUCACAAAUUGUUCCAGAAACACAGAGAGUUGGGUAACAACUGGGAGGGGUAAUCGGUUUUAUAAGAGCCAAGUUUUGCUUUGGAUGGAAUGUCAGAUGAUUCAACACUGUCUGUCCUGGUCUGCAACACAUCCCAGCACUGAGAAGCUAGGCUACCUUCAAAGGGUGGGAGAAAAAAAAAAUCAAUUAAGUAAUUAUGUAACCGACAGAACACUCUGUUUUAGAUAAGUUACUACUCAUUAUGUGUUAAAUGAAUGAACUGCAUGUGACAAAGGCAUAAUCCUUAUCCACUGAUUUAUCACUCUAUAUUGUAUUUCUGCACAUUUGGUGGCUGUUGCUGAAUGUACCAAAUAUUCACACGUAAGUAGACAAAAUAUCAACAUGAUGCAUAGAUCUUCAAAUGUAUAUGAGCUUAGUGUUUUCACCAUCUUUUUAAAAACUUUAUACUGUAUUUAAAACUAUUUUGAUAAUGUUCUAUUAAAUGUGCUGCCAGGUUAGUUAACGUCAGGUCAUUUACAUUGGUCAUAUUGACUCGUCUCCUGCCAACUCUUAUCUUUCUGCUGCAUUUAAAACGGCUGCUACAUACUGUACAUAUUUUAUGUUUCUUACUAAUUAUUGCUGAGCGAUUAAAUUAAAUGUAGUUUUUUUCCCCCCAUUAUUAAACUAAUUGACCGACGUUGGUUCAAUUACUUGAAUUCCAUUUCAUUUUUGUCAGUUCAACGCGCCGUUCCUCUAGAGAAAUAAAAACAAGCAAGAGAGAAAACAGAUCAAGAAUGAACUGAAAUGCUAAAGAAAGUUUUUCAAUAGAAUAAUAUUUAACCUAGUUCAGCGCAUAAGUGGUAAUUAACUACAAUGUCCAUAAUCCAUUGCGCCUGUACUGCCUUCCAUAUGUUACUCUCGGCCAUAUGCAUGAGAGAGUUAUGUACACAAAACCGACAAAAGGGAUAGAGACAGUUUGAGAGGUAGCUCUACCCGAUUGACAGUUGUAGUAUUUGGUAAUUAGCAGUCUUGAAAGUGAUUUUUUCAUACAGCAUAGGCAGCUAGCUACUAGCUUAGCUAAAUAGGAUAACUAGUUGGAGAGAACGUCAGAUGGUUGUCUGGCUGGCUGCUACUGUCUGAGCAGAGAUGAGAUGACUAACAAAUUAAAUAGAAUAAAAAGUAAUAAGACUGUUAGAAUGUUUUCAAUGUUUUGGCAAUUGGAGGUUCUCAAUAUUUGGCUUUGGAAUAUUUCUUAAAAAGCUCUAAAAUCAUUUUAAGGUAAUCAUUUCAUGUAAAAAAAGUUUUUUUUACCAAAAUAAAAAUCCCCCACAAAAACACUAAUCGCUCAGCACUAUUACUUCCACCUUAUCAGAGAGACUCUGGUAAACUACUGUAUAUUUAUAAAUGACAAAUAAAACCAUCAUACUCAAAACAAAUAUACCGCUGUCCUUUGUAUUCUUUGCCAAGGAAAAACCAACAAACUGGGCUAAUGAUCUAAUGCCAUCUAAGCAGGUUUAGCCAAUGCUUUACCAACCACAGGUCAUCACACCCCUGGCCUAUAAACUCAACAGUUGAGUCCGAUCAGCCCGCAAUGCUGACAACAAUCCUGAAACAUUAUUUGCAUUAACUAUCUUAUGCAAGUGAGAGGCCAAUAUACAGUACACGCAAACAACAGUGAGUAAAUGGCAUUUGCUACCGUGCCCAGAUGUACUGUACCGCUUAUCCAAUCAACAUGUAAAUGUACAUAGGUAAAUAAACUUCAGAGCUCACAGCGUUUUCUACCAUAGAAUUAGAAUACUAGAAUGGACAUGAACCUUCUUAUGACAGUAUAAAUGGUAAGCAAUGGUGAGUUGCUGUGAUAAGAUCGUGUAAGACGAUUAAUUUGAAGAUUAUCUGCACUGUGCGUUUGUUAGCUAGCUAAACAGACAGGUUUAGUGGAAUGAUUGCAGUAGUUCUUCAAAUUAAACUGCCAAUACGACAACAUUCCAUACAAACAAUGCAGUCAAUCCACAGCCACAGAGUGGCUGAAAUAAGUUGAUGAUAGGACUUAGACAAGUUGGAAAUGCAAGUACUGAUAUUGUAAUAUCACUCAUAGCUUUCCAAGAAAACAAAAAUGGAGACAUGGUCCGUUGACAUAUUUCCCCAUCUCAGGAGGUAACUAUAGUAGGUGCCCAUUUAAAGUAACAGGGUUGACGAUUUAAUCUUAUAUCAGUCAUAAAUCCCUGUGUGACAGGGGGAAUGGAAGCUUGUUGUGUGCAACAGGGAGUGGCAAUUGAAUGCAAGCGUCACAAAAAGUAAUUGCUAAAACAUUUCUAACCCAUAUAUCUUUGGGUAAGAGGGACGACGUGUUAUGUUCGACCGGCUCGGUUUUCAACCACAAAACCCCAGAAAAUUGCCAAAAAGGGUAGAACCUAAAUGAAUCACUAAUCAUAUGAAAUAAAUCAUAAUCUUCAGAAAUUACUGUCAAAGCAACAACAUAACUAGGGCUUUACAGUGACGGUAAAACCAACCUUUGGAGUAAGUGGGUUGAAAGCUUCCUAGAAGAUAAUAUUUUGCACUUUGGCAAACCUUUUUCAUAUUAAAAAACAAACUUAUUGAAUUCUCCAUGUGGUCUACAUUAAAGGGCACUUCAUUUAACAAAAUAAAAAAAUCUAUAUAGGUGCACAACUUCAACUAAAAUAUCAAUGGGACGGAAAAGGGACUUUUUGUGGAACGAAUCACAUGACAAUAUUUUAGGUUGACAAUAACUAUUACAUGUAGUGAUGUACCGAAAUGACAUUUUUGGCCGAUACCGAUAUCUUCCUUGUAAAAAAAAACCCUGAUACCGAUAACCGAUAUUUAACAUUUUGGCAGCCUUUUAAGCAUUCUAGUACAGUUAAAUAGUUCGCACACACACACGGACACAGCGGUCUAAGGCACUGCAUCUCAGUGCAAGAGGCGUCCCUACAGUCCCUGGUUCGAAUCCAGGCUGUAUCACAUCUGGCCGUGAUUGGGAGUCCCAUAGGGUGGCAGACAAUUGGCCCAGCAUUGUAGGCCGUCAUUGUAAAUAAGAAUUUGUUCUUAACUGACUUGCCUAUUUAAAUAAAGGUUACACACACAAAAGUUAUUUUGUUGGCAUUUAGGCAUGUCCCCAUCACCAGUAAAAUAUAAUCAAGACCUAUUUAUUUCACUUACUUGCUGUGCUGUUUCGUUCAGUCGUUUCAUUCUCAACCAGGAUUCUAUGGAAUGUUGUUUGGGUCUUUGCGUGUCAAAAAAUAUACUAUUUGACGUGUCAAAUAAGCUUGUUGACCAAUCAGGACCCGAAUAUGACUGCACGUCACAUAAUUUAACGCAUUCAUACAUUUUUUAUGUAGUUAUUACACAUUGAUUACACUAUCACUCGUAUUUCAUGUCACAACGAUUCAUCGAUACGUAUACUAUGACGCUGGUAACAUUGUCUCGCACUCCUACAGUGCAGGUCAUAAAAAAAGCUAGCUAGCUUAUGGAUGCAAACAAUGUUCUUCCCCAAAAACAUAGCAAAACAAUAUAAUCUGUUUCAGGAGGUUAAAUAAAGGUAAAAUAAAAUAAAAAUAUCGUGCAUCCCUAAUGACAGGAUUUCUGAUAUCUCCCAUUUUACUUCUAUUUUCCUGCAUACGUAAAAGCAGGAAAUGCAUCACCUACAGUAUGCCUCUACUGCCAUUUAUUCCAAUUAGAAUGGUUUGGAUUUCUCCCUGACCAAAAUGGCUGCCAUUACCAAACCAUUCUGGGUUUAUGAUAUAUCCCUCCUAGUAAUGUAAUAGUUUCUACCACAUCAAUCUCCUUAACCAGGAAGUAUGCAGAGCAACUAAAGCAGAGAUACUAAAGCUGGCAGGAGCUCAAUCUAGGAAGGCCCUGACUGCUAUCAGGAGCCAAACAAGGCCUCAGGGCAGUUGAAGUGACCAUGUCAACACAACCUGUGAUAAGGGUCCUCUCGCUCUUUCUUUCUUUCCUUCUUUCGCUCUAUCCCUCUCUCAUUCCCUCCAUGCCACCACAGUGUCUGAUAAGAGCCCUCUCUCCCUCCCUUCAUCUCCCUCUUUCUCUCUCGCCAUGUCAACACAGCGUCUGAUAAAAGUCCCCUCUCCCUCACUCUCUGACCUUGACUAAAAUAGCAGCAGGGCUCAGAAGGUCACUCAACACAAGGCUGUGUGCAGUUAGUCAGUCGAUCUGGCAGUCACACGGGACAUGGGGUGCCGUUACAGAUUGUUACAUGUUGAACCCGAUGCGCCACGCCUAGGAGGAAAGCUUAAUAUCAACAGGAAGGCCUGUAGGUUGUGUGUUGUGCUGCUCUGUUACAGUAGUGUUACCCCCAUGGCUCAGAUGAAAGCGAGACACAGAGUGGAAGGGAGAAAGACCGUUUGGUUCGUCUGUGUCCUCCAGGCUCCAGUGUGUUUGAUCAGAACAGUUAGAUGGAAAAACACAGUCUCAAAAACAGGAAGGACUUCAUGUGUGUCACAUUCCCCUUGACGACUAGGAAUGACAUCAACGUGUCAGGAAUGCCCUGUUGGUGGUAUUAGAUUGUAAGUUUCAGGAUGGUAUUGUAUUACAAAUUCAAGCCAUCUAGCACAAACUUCCGCCGUACCUUACUUCAUUUUUAAACUACAGACUUACCAGACCCGAUCACAGGGAUGGCAAACUCUAUAAGUCCCGUUGAACUGUUGAGGAAUGUGAUUGCUUUUCAUUAAUUGCUUGCAAGUACUGUAUGUUUUUAUUGCAUUGCAUUUGUAAAAUGCUGUAUUUGUAUGCAGGGCUCUCUUGAAAGAGAGGCCUUGGUCUCAAUGGGAUUUCCCUGCUAAAAUAAAGGUUAAAUAAAUAUC
Molecule: messenger RNA, 6630 nt
Organism: Salmo salar (Atlantic salmon)
Lineage: Eukaryota; Metazoa; Chordata; Actinopteri; Salmoniformes; Salmonidae
Product: angiopoietin-related protein 3
Biological process (GO): blood coagulation
Source: RefSeq, a predicted model, not a curated record